Molecule: messenger RNA, 1003 nt
Organism: Capsicum annuum
Lineage: Eukaryota; Viridiplantae; Streptophyta; Magnoliopsida; Solanales; Solanaceae
Exons: 3
Coding region: 99-776 (225 amino acids)
Biological process (GO): vacuolar proton-transporting V-type ATPase complex assembly
Cellular component (GO): endomembrane system
Source: RefSeq, a predicted model, not a curated record
UAUUAUUAUUUUUGGACUAGAUAGAAUAAUAGCAAACGUAAAACUGAUCCGAGUUACAGUCAAAAUCCUCAACCCAUUCUCUGAAUCUCAAAUUAAAAAUGACUUCACCAGAAAACAAUGCUUCUACCCCACGCGCCACCGCAACGUCCACCGUUGACGGUGGCGUAAACGCCGGCCUUAUCAUUUCCACCACCGAGACAAUCCGCUCAUUUCUCGCCGGAGCUUCAUCGGAAAUCGAACUUUCCGAUGACCUGAAAAAACUCGCGUCUUCCCUUUCCGAUCAUCAAACGGUAACGUACAAACAUCUGAGGUCAAUUUGGGUCGGUUCGGACCCAUCAACCCGACCCGAUCUCAUGAGGUUGUUAUCCGGAUCCAAUUUUGUGUUGUGCAGUCCGAAACCGCGGGAAAAAAGUGAGGAGCUUAAAGCGCGGUUGAGGAAACUAGAAGAAGCUUUGGAGAGGAAAGCUUAUGAUGAAUUGGUUAAGGAUAUUACUCCUAAGAAAGCUGUUGAUGAGCCUUUUUCUUCUUAUAAAGAUCAAAUGGGCUUUGGUUUACAUGUUGCUUUAACAAUGUUCACUGGCUAUCUGGUGGGAUAUUAUGCAUUCAGGGCCUUAUUUAGUCACAGUCCAGCAAUGAGCGCCGCCGGAGGCAUUCUUGGAUUGGUCAUUGGCAUGCUUGUCGAGACACUUCUCUUUAUUAUUAGAACUUCGAGUAUAGAUAAAAAACCGGCUAGAAAAGCUACUUCGUUCACAACGAAGCAGAAAAAGAAUCAGUAGGCUUCACUACAAGAAUCUGGUUCCUUCUUUUUUUUUUACUGAAAAUAGGAAUAAAUUUUUUGGUAUUCAGCAUCUUAUUCAUUUCUCUCAUGUGUAUUUUUACGCUGUAAAAAUAUGUGUACUUUGAUUUGUGUAGCUCACUAUAGAUAUGUUAUACCCACAAAGAGAAGUAUUUCCUCGCAAUGAGAAACUAUUUAUGAUUGGAAUAUUGAGAAGUUUUACAAUCA